AUGUCGCAAUCUCCUAGCGACCUUGCUCUUAUUCAGAAAGACGUUCAGCCCUUUCUCGACGCUGACAAGCCUUGGGACGGAGACUUUUUCCCUCGUGAGACACGCCGGAUUAAUGGCUUAGCCGCCAAAUCCAAAGUCUUCAUGGAGAAGAUUGUUUGUGACAAGACGCACCAGUCUGUGUGCACCAAGCUUCUCUCUAGCACAUCAAAGAACUACCUAGGGCAGGAGCUCCAGGCCAGCACCAGCUACCCACAGCUCAACAACACAUUCACUUUGCGAUCGGGCCUGGCGCUGCUGCACAGCCCUUGCAUCGUGACGAUGUGA
Messenger RNA from Exophiala oligosperma, 324 nucleotides. RefSeq lists its product as uncharacterized. Bases 1 to 324 code for a protein of 107 amino acids. Lineage: Eukaryota; Fungi; Ascomycota; Eurotiomycetes; Chaetothyriales; Herpotrichiellaceae. The record is from RefSeq and is a predicted model, not a curated record. The transcript has a single exon.